This is a messenger RNA of Knipowitschia caucasica, 1260 nucleotides long. NCBI's taxonomy places the organism in Eukaryota, Metazoa, Chordata, Actinopteri, Gobiiformes, Gobiidae. The record is from the annotation of a GenBank genome assembly.
AUGCAGACGCGCAGCCAGAACAGCAGCUGCUCCAGGGACAGUCUCUUUCACCGGCUCCCCUCAGAAGUGGUGGACAUCAUACUGGGAAAACUCUCUGUGCUUGAGUUGAGUGUGUUUGGAAUGACGUCUAAAGAAACCACCAGUUAUGUUGUGAACUACAUCUCAACUCAAAAGUGGACAAACAAAGAGAUCACAAAAGAAUUUCAUCACCCAACUUAUCAGGAGCAGCAGGCCACCAUCGGCCACUACAAAGCGCUAGGGCUGUUGUUUAAGAGAUGCACAUUGCUGCUUCCGACAAAGGACAGGCUAAAGUUUAUCUUCAGUAGAUUCUCAGAGAUUCCUUGUUUUAUGUUGGAGCAUUGCUUUGUUCAAGACUGCCUUGGAUUUGCAUGUCUUGGUGGCUUUCUUCAGACACUGAUCGCAGGAUGGGAUGAGCUGGAAUGCCGCAGAGUGUUCAAUUUCCUGUGUGAUCUCACAAACAUCCUGCCAAAAACUGACACUGUCAUCCACAGCAAACCCGGGGCGCACUGCUUCCCGGAGGUGGAAAUCCGGCUGUUUUGCCGUAAAGUGCUCUUAGAUCCCUGGUCGAACCGCCUGGAGUGUCAGUUCUGGUUAAUUGAGCUGCUGAAGCUGUGGCCGAUGGUCAGUCAGGCUCAUCUGCUGCUCAUCCUCUAUGGACCCCUGCUGCCUGAAGAAGGCACAGUUGGUUGGCAGGAGAUGGUAGACAGAGUGCUCCCCAACGAUGAGUUGUGGGACUUGGCUCGAGCGCUUCUGCUGCUUUUCAACAAACUGGAGGUUAAAGGCUGGUCCCCAGACUCCAUCCUGGGCAUCCUCGAGGAGCUCACUGUGAUCCCUCAGCCAUGGCACGUGGAGAACGUGGCCCGACUCUUGGUGCUCUGUGGAAGUCAUCUCUGCUACACUUUUCUCGCGAGCAAAGCCCUCAACGGUCGUCUGCAGGAGAUCUCCAGACUCAUCGUUUACAUCAUACUAGUGUGUGAGAAGGACGGUUACCACAUGAACUGGGCAGUGAAGCUGGUGCAGCAGGUCUGCCAAGUCUUCAACUCGGAUCCGGCAAAGUUAGUGUUUCUCCAAAACCUGGAAAACACGUUUGCAGAGACCACCAGGGACCUUUUUGAGGUUUCAGUUGGAGGGCACUUCCUGGAUGGAGACACAUUCCAAACACUGUGCAUCCUCCUCGACUCCAGCGCUCGGUUUCACUCAAAGUUUCUCUACACGUUUCUCAAGCGUCCGGAAGUGUGA